Molecule: messenger RNA, 1143 nt
Organism: Dujonia railenensis
Lineage: Eukaryota; Fungi; Ascomycota; Pichiomycetes; Serinales; Debaryomycetaceae
Source: the annotation of a GenBank genome assembly
AUGGUUGAAGAGUCGUCCUUUCACUUUGCUCUUCUAAGAGUUUCGAUAAUACAGAUCUUAAAGGCGUCUGGUUUUGACAAAUGUAAACCUUCGGUGGUCAACAUCCUUACAGAUUUAUACAUCCAUUACUUCAAGCUUUUACUCUUGAAGAGCCUAAAAUAUGCCAAUCACCGACUAGAAAACCUGCUGGAGGUGGGCUCUAUAGGACAGCUGGCAGGAAAUGAUGGUCUUUCUGUCCAAGAUAUCACUCAAGCAAUGCUUGAUAUCGGCUUUCUUAAACCAUCACUGGGGGAGAAUAUUUUAGAUGCGUUUGAUACGCCGCCUUACUCCAAUGUCAAAGAUUAUAGCACUAAGUCUGCCAAAUCCUUCAAAAACUGGAUAUUGUACAGUGAUGGCUUCACUACGCUGAAAAGAUUGACCAAAGUACCCAAGCCUUUGAUCAAGAAUUUAAUAGAGAAGAGGAAGAUUGAUAAUACUGAUGAGCAAGACAAAGAUACAAAAGAUAAGAAAAGUAAGAGGUUAAAGGAGAAACAGGAUUACUAUAAUCACUUUAAAGACCCUUCAGGUGCUGACAAGACUGAGAAGCUUCUGCUUGCUAGAGAUGUAGACGAAGAUGACGAAGACCUCGAUCAGUUCACCUGGCUCAAUUAUAUCUCUGAAAAGGAUCUCAAGCUUGGAUACGAUAUGAAGUUCAUCAAUAGUGCUCUUGAUUCGGAAAUAAGGCAGCUGUUACCCAACGAAAACUUGCACCCCAUUGAGAACAUGGAGCAGAAAUUGCAGGCACAUUUGAACAAUCUCUACAAGUUUGACCAUAUUUUAAUAGAGAUUGAGGAUGAAGUAAAUGGCAACACCACAGGCGCAAACAAUGCAAAUAAUAGCAACACAAAUUCCAAUGUUAGUGGCGUUACAGUGACUCCCGAAUUGUCGAAAGCGUUGCCUUACAAUUUGAAAUACAAUAAGAUUCUACUUGAGGAGCCACUAGAUGAAUAUUACGAGUAUACACAACGGAAAAGGGAAGAAGAGGGUGAAGAAGAGUUAGAGGUACAAGAGAAUAACCUGGAAGCAGACUUGCCUACAGGCAAAAGCACACAAGAUAACUCAGGAAAUAACAUUGAGCAUAGUUCGGAGAGUGUAGCAACAUAG